Molecule: messenger RNA, 2020 nt
Organism: Notolabrus celidotus (New Zealand spotty)
Lineage: Eukaryota; Metazoa; Chordata; Actinopteri; Labriformes; Labridae
Product: extensin-like
Exons: 5
Coding region: 121-1905 (594 amino acids)
Source: RefSeq, a predicted model, not a curated record
GCAGACGACAAACAAAGAUAUGAUAACAAGUUGCAAGGUAACUCCUAAAUCGUGUUGCUUCUGCCUGUCUCAAACCAUAGCUUCUGAGGAGUACAGGGUGCUGCUUCUCAGCUAACAGCCAUGGCUCUUGGACUUUUUCUGCGGGUUUCCUGCAUCUGUUUAAUUCUGUUCCAUGGCAGUAGUGCUUUACCAGCUGGAAGAGGGUCCAGAUAUCCUCAUAUGUCAGACUCCCGUAACAUUGGUGAUGAUGAAGAUGACGAAGUGUUGAUCUCAAACUUUGAUCAGAACAGCUGGGAGAUUCCAAACAAUGGCCCUUCUGGGCCUGUAUACACAAGCUACAACAAACCUCCAGGAGCACAGAAUCCAGACCAGGCUCCAUCUCAGCCCUACACACCUAGUGCUCCUUAUGAGGAUAGAGUUGUAUAUGGUGAGUCAACAGACUGGGGACUGGAAGACCCUGAUAAGCAACUUUUAUAUCCUUUAUACUACCAGCCGAGGGUUCAAUCGAUGCCUCAGCCUGAGACCCCAAACUACCAGGAGCCAAUGCCAGACCCUCUUCAGCUGCUGACCCCCACCGAUCAGGAGUACUUGCCAGACACUUUACAACCUAAAGCCCUGGUCUACCAAGAGUCUCUGCCAGACCAUCUCCAGCUACAAGCCCCAGCCUACCAGGAGCCUGUGCCAGACCCUCUCCAGCUGCAAGCCACUGCCUACCAGGAGUCAAUGCCAGAUCCUCUACAGCUGCAAACCACUGCCUACCAGGAGUCUGUGCCAGACCCUCUCCAGCUGCAAGCCACUGCCUACCAGGAGUCUGUGCCAGAUCCUCUACAGCUGCAAGCCACUGCCUACCAGGAGUCUGUGCCAGACCCUCUACAGUUGCAAUCCCCGGCCUACCAGGAGCCUGUGCCAGAUCCUCUACAGCUGCAAGCCACUGCCUACCAGGAGCCUGUGCCAGACCCUUUACAGCCUAAAGCCCUGGCCAACCAAGAGUCUAUAAAAGAAUAUCUCCAACUGCAAGCCCCAGCCUACCAGGAGCCUGUACCAGACCCUUUACAGCUGCAAGCCGUAGCCUAUCAGGAGCCUCUGCCAGACCCUCUCCAGCCUCAAGCCCCAGCCUACCAGGAACCAGUGCCAGACCCUCUACUGCCUCAAGCCUUGGAUUACCAAGAAUCUUUGCCUGGUUCUCUCCAACCUCAAGCACUCACCUACCAGGAACCAUCUGACCAUUUCAAGCUUCAUGUCCUAACCUACCAGGAACCUGUGCCAGAUGCUCUUCAGCCUGAAGCCAGGGCCUACCAGGAGCCAGCACCAGAGUCCCCUAGCUUUGAUACUCUGCAGGCUGAGCUGGUUAGCAGUCUUUAUGAUGUGGCUGACCAUGGUUCUGUUUCACCAGAGAGUGGCUCAAAUCACAAUCCUCAUCUUGUGUAUGAAGACAUUUUUGAGUAUCCUGAAAGUAUUGAGCUCUCAAGUUAUGAAGGAAGUAAUAGAGAUGCCACACAAGGAGACUUUUACUCUACACAAGAGGAGCCCACACAUGAGGAAGACCAGCCCAUCUACCCAGUUGGACCUAGAAGCUUCUCUUCUAGCUUGAACUUGAACAAGCCACGUAACGACAAGAUCUCUUGGCGUCAACAAAAACCUGCAGUCAACAUUGAAAAGGUUCAGGCUCCCCAGAAAGUGAGUGAACCCCUCCCUGCGAUCCUCACUCCAGACCCUCAGUCAAGUUAUAUUGCUCAAUCUGGAAACGGCUACCUGCGAGGCCUGCAUCUCCGCUCCCACUCCAAUUAUUCACCAAUAUUUCCUAUGCCUGCAGUAGUGCAUGUAAUGAUGAAUGCCAAAGUUCCUGAACCAAGUAAAGCAGCUGCCCCAAAAGGUGUAAAGAACCCUCAAAGAGCUAAGUUGUAACCAAAGUGGACAUUGAUGCAUCAGGAUAACAUGACCUGAAAGGAAAUGCAAAGAUUUUAUGCUUCCAGCUUGCAAGUUGUGCUCUCCGAAACAAAAUAAAACUUUCAAACUGGAA